CGAAAAGGAUAAUUAAAAUUAAAGAUAAAAGGAUAAAUAAUUGAUUUUUUUUUGAAUAUAGUGAAAAAAAUUUUGUAAACUUAGUGAAAAAAAGUAAUUAUUUUUUCAAUUUGAAAAAUUUAUUUUGGAUUAUAAGUGAAAAAUAAGACUCAUAAAGGAUUAAAAAAGAUUGUAUGAAAAUUGGGACUUAUUAUUAAAAACAAUUCUGAAGGCGAACGCAAGUGAACAUUUCCACAUUAUUGAAUAAAAUUGUAGUCAAAAACAAUGAAGAAAUUAAUUACUUUGGUAAUAGCCGUUGUAGAAGUGGUGAACUCUGUAAAAGUUUCUACAGCUAAUUAUAACAUAAUUCAUCAUUCACCUAAUAGAAGACACUUUGCUCAUUCAACCGGCUCUUCAAAAUAUUAUUUUGGACCAAAAUCAUUUUAUAGCAUUUCAACACAAUACAACCCAUUCGGACCAUAUGCAAAUUCUAUUUCUAGCCCAUUUGCAUCACCAACAAACGCCCAGCCAUUAACGGCUCCACAACCUUCUGGUGGUAUCCAAUGUGCAGCUCCUCCUUUUACAUGUCCUAAAUCACCUUAUAGAACAUUCGAUGGAUCAUGUAACAAUUUGCAAAAUCCAGUUUUGGGAGCUGCUAUGACAAGAUAUUCAAGAUUGUUAUCUGCAAAAUAUGGUGAUGGUCAAUCAACACCAACACGAUCUGUAACUGGAGAAGAUCUCCCAAACGCUCGUUUAGUUUCGUUAGUCGUAUUUGGUGAAGAGGACGUUCCAGAUCCAGAGUUUACUUUGCAUAAUAUGCAAUGGGGUCAAAUAAUAACCCAUGAUAUGAGUAUGCAAGCUGGUGGUACGCAAUCAAAAAAACAUUCCACUCAAUGUUGUACCGAAGACGGUCAACUUAUUGGAAAAGGUGCUGCUCAUAAAACUUGUUACCCUAUUAUAAUACCUCAACAUGAUCCAGCACAUUCACAAACAGGAACACAAUGUAUGGAGUUUGUAAGAACAUUAACUGACAGGGACGUAAAUUGUCCUGAUGCAACAUAUCAAGCUGAACAACUAACUGUUGUAACAAGUUACAUGGAUUUGUCUUUAGUUUAUGGAAAUUCAGUCCAACAAAAUGCUGCGCUUCGUACUUUCCAAGGUGGCAGAAUGAUUGUUGAUGAAAGAAACGGAGCUGAAUGGUUACCACAAGCUGCUAAUGCUACGGCUGAAUGUGACGCACAGAUACCAAAUGAAAUUUGUUAUAUGGCAGGUGACACUCGUGUAAAUCAAAAUCCCGGUUUGACUGUUUUACAGACAAUACUUCUAAGAGAACAUAAUCGUAUAGCUGAUGAAUUAUCUAAAAUUAAUCCACACUAUGAUGAUGAAACUUUAUUCCAAGAAGCUCGGAAAAUAAGUAUUGGACAAUAUCAACAUAUUUCAUAUUACGAGUGGUUACCCAUAUUCUUAGGAACUGAGAAUAUGUUGAAAAAUCGCUUGAUAUUUAAAACAGGGCCAGAAGGUGCAUUUAUAAAUGAUUAUGAUCCAUCAAUAGAUCCAUCAGUAAUUAAUUCGCAUGCUACAGCUGCUUUUAGAUAUUUCCAUUCGCAAAUUGAAGGAAGAUUAGACUUGAUAACAGAACUAAGAUCGGUUGUUGGAGCUUUGAGAUUGAGCGAUUGGUUUAAUCGUCCUGGAAUUAUUGAAAUCAAUGAUAAUUUCGAUGAUUUAACCAGAGGACAUGCAACACAACCUGAAGAGUUAACUGAUAUUAACUUUGACAGAGAAAUUAAACACUUCUUAUUCCGUGGUAAUCGACCAUUUGGAGCAGAUUUAAGAGCAAUUGAUAUUCAAAGAAAUCGCGAUCAUGGAUUAGCGUCUUAUAAUGAUUUUAGAGAAUUUUGUGGUCUUCCGAGAGCUUAUAAUUGGGAUGGAUAUUUAGAUUUGAUUUCACCUAAAAAUGUUGAAAACUUAAAAUCAUUGUAUGCGAGUGUCGAUGAUGUGGAUGUAACUGUUGGCGGUUCAUUAGAAACUCAUGUUGCUGGUGCUUUAGCUGGUCCUACAUUUUUAUGUAUUUUAACUGAACAAUUCUAUAGAACAAGAGUAGGAGAUAGAUUCUUCUAUGAACAUGGAGAUAAGGAGACAGGUUUUACAACAGCACAAUUAGCUGAGAUUCGUAAAGCAAGUAUGGCACGAUUGUUGUGUGAUAAUGGAAAUCAUAUUUCAUCAAUGCAACCUGCGGCUUUCUUAUUAGUGUCGAAAUCAAAUCCUGUUAUAUCAUGCUCAGACAUACCAUCUGUUGAUUUAAAAAUGUGGCAAAAUAUACCAUUUGAAAAGCAAUAUCUUCCUUCACAAUUCUAUUCACCAACAUCACAUUAAUUUUAGUGAAUUUUCAGUGUUCUUAAUAUUAAUUUAAAGACAGGAACUUUCUUUAUAUUAUAAUAUAUUUAUUUAAUUUUAAUUUUGUACAGUGUUUUCUCAAAAUCUAAAAAGUUUACCCUCAUAAGUAAUAUCCAAAUUGCACUAAAGUUAAAUAUCACAAACAGAUUCUUACUUUGUUAAUAAUUAAAUUAAUAGAUUUAAUAAUUUAAGAACAAUCUAAAUUUUAAAAUAAAAUUACACGUUUCGAUCGUUCAUUUAUUAUUCAAAACAAAUUGAUAGCUUUCAUAUUUGCAACACUGUUUUUGUUUUGAGAAAAAAAGUGUUUUAAAAUAAAUUCUUUGUUAAAUUUAUCAUUGUAAUUUGUUUUGCCAUAAGUAAAAAUUAUUAUAAAUAAUUAUUAAGUU
Condylostylus longicornis is the source of this 2759-nucleotide messenger RNA. Its product is annotated as peroxidase-like. The transcript is spliced from 11 exons. NCBI's taxonomy places the organism in Eukaryota, Metazoa, Arthropoda, Insecta, Diptera, Dolichopodidae. Bases 265 to 2352 code for a protein of 695 amino acids. The record is from RefSeq and is a predicted model, not a curated record. Gene Ontology annotation, molecular function: peroxidase activity; heme binding. Gene Ontology annotation, biological process: response to oxidative stress.